CCUCUUUGGCGCCGCCGCAGCAGUAGAUCUACGCGUGAGCCGGGUACAUGUCUGUACAGCUAGCUACCAGCUAGCUGGCUAGUACAGUACAACCUUACCCCGCGAAAUUUGAAACCCAUAAACUUCUGUUGGCGUUUGACUUGGAUCUGGGGUUGUUUCUUGGCUUGGCCCGUGCUUCCACGAAAGGUGGUCAAGAAGGCUGAAACCGAAACUGAAGCAGCACCCGAAUGCUGGCUACACACCAAUAAUUAUUAUUUAUCGGUGUUGGAUUUUGGCAUCUUGCCAGCCAAUAGUAGCAGCCUGUAUGUCGCGUAGUGGAGUUAAUUUUGUUGGAGCUUGCAGGUGACGGGAUGGAUAUCGAUUUCGGCUCGUCGUUGGACCUGCAAGAUAGCAGUACUGCUGAUGCUUUGUUUGGAGUUGAUAAGGAAAAUGACCAACCAGACGCAGGUGAAGGUGGUAGCUCGCGGAGAAGCUCCAUCAUUCCCAAUUUUGUGAGCAAUUUGGCUAAACGCGCAACUGACCGGAGAAGUUCGGCGAAAUGCAGCAGCAGAACCUCGGCGGCUGCUGCUUCAUCUCCAAGACGCCUGAAAAGAUCACGCAGGGAAAUGAGCACUACUGAGUCGCUGACGGAUUGUACGUUCACAUCCAUCGAUUCAUCAGAAGCCAAUCAUCGAAAAAGAUCGGCUUUGGAUCGCGUGCAAAGUAUAACAUCACUACCUGGCCGCAAAGUCAAUCAACCAUCCGACAAGUCACCAGCCAAGAAAGCCAGAGUGCCCGUAAAGGGAUACCAGCCCCCGACACCUCAAAAAGCCCGACCUAAAGUCCAACAACUGUGGUCCAAUACCGUCCAAAGUGGUGAUGAUGCGCUUGACGAGGCCUCUGUACUGCGCCAGGAGGCAAUUUACGAAAUGUUCACACAUGCUUCUAGUAUGCUGUCAGAUGCUAAGACUGUACUGGACAACUAUGCCAAGCCCAUGGACAAACUACGCAUUCUCAGUGAGGAGGAGAGUAAGCAGCUCUUUGGUCAGUUGUACAAGUUCCCUGAUGUCCACCAGUGCAUAGUGGACCAGAUGGCUAGGCAGAGAGACACGGCAACGGGAAAGACGGAAUGCAUUGGUAAGACGCUCACGGAGACGUUACCCAGGUUAAAAGUCCUCAUCCCUUUCUGCUCCAAACUGCAGCUUGCGAGAGAUGUGUACGAUGCUAAGCUCCAGGACCAGUCAGUCAAGGACUUCCUGGACCGAUGUCGGACAUGCGCGUUCAGUAACCGGCGCAGUCUGUGGGAUUUGCUCGACUCUCAGCGUAGCAGUUUGAUCAAAUACCCGUUGCUGCUGAAACAGCUGAUAAAAGUGACACCGAAGGACCACAGUGAUCUGGAUGAUCUGCGCGAUGUACUCAAGAUCAUGCAGGACCUAGCAGCUGAGAUGGAUCAGAAGACUGGUGAAGUGAAGUGCCAGCAAGCACUAUCACGCUUACAGUACACAGGCACAACACGCUGUCCAAUCGUCGAUGCUUCUCGCCAGCUGCUCUGCAGCGGUCCUCUGAAGCUUACAGUGCGCAAUAGCAUGGUAGAGGUGUUUCUAUUUGAUCGUGCACUGGUUGUGGCCCGCAAACAGAAUCGCACUGGGCCAGAACCUGGCUAUCAUGUAUUGUACAACCCGAUCUACACAUACAGCAUGCGACUGGAUGAUAACCCCAUCAUCAAGGAGCCCAUCAAUGGAUCGUUCCGCAGCUUGAGGAGCUCGCACCACUCAGAUCCAACGAAUGUGUUUAGAGUCGAGCGGACAUCCACUCCUGGAAUGUUCUUUGCUAAGGACCGCGCAACCGUCACAUUCACUGCUCUGAAUUCGCACGACGCCAAGGCAUGGACGCAGGCUAUUAGCGAGGCUAUCACUGCGUCUUUUGAUCGAAGUGCACCCCCACCCAAACCUGUCACCAGGCCAGAAAGUAAGAAGUUGUGCAAAUCAACGAGCGCUGUGUCACUUCCAACUGUUAUCAACAAAGACGGUUACGAGCCACCAGUCACCAGGAAUCUAAGCCGGCGCUCACUCAAAUGAUACCCGUCCAGGGGCAGUGGCUGCGCGUAGCUGUUUUCCGUCAGCAGGGAUGCUUGCGUAACUGCGCAAGGCUUUGUCGCCCCUACUCUCCCUUUAGAAACCGUCGUGUGCAUACCCGCUAUGACUUCGGUUUGAGGCUUUGCUAGGUCAUGGUGCACUGGCAAAGUCUUUUAAAAGUUCAUGUGUGAACAGAACAUGGAGUCCCUUCCCGCGCAUAGCCGGAGCAGAGACAGACAUCUAGCUUCAGAUACUUGUUCCUUGCUUAGCAAUGUACGAGUCAAGCAUGCCUGUACUACGGUAUAGCCUCCAACUCAACUUCACCAUGACAAUCCAGUUAGUGUACUACUGUCGAAGUGGUCCUUGAGUGUCAUGUUCUCUGCACUUUUACGGUGAUAUCCGCCUGACUGGCGGUUAAUGUAUGUGUGAUGAUGCAAGCUGAUGGGUAGCGUGGGUAUCACCACCACCACCAUCGCCACUGUAACUGCUCUACCAGUGCUUGCAGUACGUCGUCAUUGCUUGGCUUGGGUGUGCUGGACAUGCUUUCAUUUGGCAGCAAUCUCUGUAUGAUCGUGUCGCUCUUUGCAUAGCUUUAUAACACCUGAUCCCCCAUUGUAGUGUGUGUGGAUAUCCCUUGCCCUGCUUCACACCGGUGCACCAACAUGUCAGUGAAUAACAAUCUCUUCGUCAACUUAUCGCCUUCUGUCUACUCCUAUUAGUGUGUGUUGUACAGUGUAGUGGUUUCCUGGUGGGUCGCGUGCCUGCCAGUUUCCCUUGCAUGGCGGUGCGCACUGUGCAUUGUUCACGUGAAGUAAUCCAAUUGUUGACCCAUGAUGCUACUAUAUUCAAUCAUGGACACCACUUCCCCUGAGCAUGAAACUAGCUGGCACACCAUUAUGACUGUCAAUAUUCAUUAUUCGAAUAACAUCACGAGUGAAUUUUUUUAUUCUUGAUCUUCUCGCAUGCUAACAUCAUCGUUGCCCCUGUACAUGUAUUGUUGGUAGACUUACACCGCGGUACCGCUCUGUAGCAUUGCUACGUGCUGGCCUUACACCGCUCUGUAGCAUUGCUACGUGCUGGCCUUACACCGCUCUGUAGCAUUGCUACGUGCUGGCCUGCUCUACUACUAACUUACAAUACUACUACUACAAUUCUUUUUGUAGUACUCUGUGCUGUGCUGUCUGUGUUUGAAUGACCCGGUGGCGUUCAUACUGUCCUUGCCGUUAUUCCAUCACUCAUUUUCCGCCCGUUGAUGUCUGCGCGUGUGUGUGUGUGCGCGCGCGGCCCUAGGAGCAUCUUGACAAAGCAGCAGCUAGCAGUUGUCAGUUCUUUAGUUGUGGAUUCAAUGAUGUGAUACUG
This is a messenger RNA of Sycon ciliatum, 3413 nucleotides long. Its product is annotated as neuroepithelial cell-transforming gene 1 protein-like. The coding region runs from base 351 to 2057 and encodes 568 amino acids. Gene Ontology annotation, molecular function: guanyl-nucleotide exchange factor activity. The transcript has 2 exons. Gene Ontology annotation, biological process: positive regulation of Rho protein signal transduction; intracellular signal transduction. The record is from RefSeq and is a predicted model, not a curated record. NCBI's taxonomy places the organism in Eukaryota, Metazoa, Porifera, Calcarea, Leucosolenida, Sycettidae.